GCCGCCUGCCGCUCACCGCACCCUGACCCUGACCUGACCUGACCUCACCCCACCUCACCUCACUCUUUAUUCUCAUCCGCUCUCCUUCCUCAACUCACCUUACUCUACUCUGACACACCAGCAUCACCAUUGCCUCAAUCCGAUCGAACAUUACUCUAUCGUCUACGAAGAGACUUCCACUUCUCCUUUCCUAGUCGUAAUCGCACUCCCUCAGACAGCCACAUCAGUAGGCAGCUCGCCGGUACCUCACCCACUCUAGCUGAACGGAAGGACAAAGAGAUACAAGACCUCCACUGCUGCGUCACGCGAUCAUGAGACCGACCAUCAUGCUCAAACAAGGCGGCAUGCUUGUUCUCCUGCUUGUGCCUCUCAUGGCUCUCGUCUCUCUCCCUGGUGCCCUGGCCUCUGUCAACGCCGAUCCUCUUGACCACACCUCUCUUCACGACCGCGACGACAAUCUACUCAUCAACGCAGGCACCAACGCCCACGCUCUCCUCCACGCCAACGCCCGCUCCCUCCCUUCCACCGCCCCCACUCUCACCUCUCGCGACUGGCCCUGGCAAUCCGAGCUCUCCAUUGCCACCUCUGGCGCAUCCGCCGCAGUCAGUGCUGCCACUGGUCAGGCUAGUACACAAGUCAGUAUUGCUACUCAGAUUGCUUCUAGUGAGAAGAGCGUAGCGACGAGUGCGGCUAGUAGUGAGAGGGAUGGGGCGGAAAGUACUGCUAGUAGUGAGGAGGAGGGAGCGAAGAGUACUGCGAGUAGCGCUGUAGAUGGGGCGACCAAGACGGCGAGUAGUGAGGUGGAUGGAGCGACGAGCACUGCUUCGAGCGCUGUAGAUGGAGCAAGCUCGACUGCUGCUACUGCGACUACCACCGAGACCGCCUCGACCACAACCUCAGCUUCAAGUACCGACUCUGCCUCUGCUGCAGCUUCAGCCUCGGCAGCUGCCAAUGACGAUGAGAAGGACGAUAGUGCCUCGGAUGGAUCUUCUUCACUCAAGCCUCCUCGCUCAACUUUCGUCGCCCUCGACCCGAUCGUCACAAUGGUCCUUGGCUGUACUCUUGUGAUUCUCGUCUGGCUUUAGACUGAAAGAGUCUUCGACGGCCUGUCGUCAGAAUCAAUUGGCUAGGAGCAUAGGAGACGUUCUGCUUCGAAGCUGAACAAUCGAUUGAACACCAAAGCCGAAGAUGGCUUGCACGCGAAAGACUCGUCAAUGUUUUCAUUAAUUCAUCACCGUUGGCAAUACUGUUCAUCGCCGUCGUUUAUGGAGCCUUAGUCGCUGUUGAUCCCAAGUAAUUCC
Molecule: messenger RNA, 1301 nt
Organism: Microstroma glucosiphilum
Lineage: Eukaryota; Fungi; Basidiomycota; Exobasidiomycetes; Microstromatales; Microstromataceae
Exons: 3
Coding region: 312-1085 (257 amino acids)
Source: RefSeq, a predicted model, not a curated record